GCGAUUCAACAGAACUGGACGAGCGACUUUUGGCGCUCUCAACAGCCCGGAGCAUACCACGACCUUGUAUGGGAGAAUGGUGAUAGCUAUUGUAAUAUCGACAAUAAUGCAACCGUCCCUUGUGAUCAGGGACUCGUCCCGGUUUACGUUGCCCAAGUCAAGUCUGUUGACCAUGUAAAAACUGCAGUCAAGUUUGCCAAAAAGCACAAACUUAGCACGAGAGUCAAGGGUGCCUCACAUGACUUUUUGGGUCGUUCUGCUGGUAACGGCACCUUUGGAAUUCAAACCAUCAACCUUAAAGGGAUCGAAUUUGAUGACCACUUCAAGCCAUCUGGAGCUCCGAACAACGUAUCCCCACAGGGAGUUGUUCACGUCGCUGCUGGCGAGCAUUGGUACUGUAAGUUUGAACAAAUAUCCUCGUGUGGACAGAGUAUUGAUGGAUAUUUAGACGUCAACAAAGCAGCAGAUGAACACGGUGUCACUGUCGUUGGUGGUGCCAGCUACUCUGUUGGCGCUGCUGGUGGAUGGAUCCUCGGUGGCGGACACUCGUCCCUCAGUCCUCAGUAUGGCCUCGGAGUGGAUAAUGUGGUGCAAUUUGAGAUUGUCACUCCCGAUGGCGAGUUGCGCAUAGUAAAUGCCUACAAGAAUAAGGACCUUUUCUGGGCGUUGAGAGGUGGUGGCCCAGGUUUCGGAGUCCUCACCAAAGUGACAUACAAGACUCACCCCGCUAUUACGUCUUUUGUCGCGCUUAACGUCAAUAUAACGUAUCCACCAUCCGCCUACCGAGAGCUCUUAAAGUCGUAUCUGUUACUUCUGCCAACUUUGUCCGAGCGCAACUAUUCCGGCUACUUUUGGCCUACUAUGCCCGUCCCAGAACCUACAUCGGCAAAUUUGACUAGCUUUGCGAUCCUCUUAUUCGUCUAUAAUUCGGACGAUAUCCCUGCGGCCAACUCGACUCUCAAGCCAUUCUACGACUUCCUUGAGAGCGAAGCAGAUGCUGGCCGCCCGUUACCUGUCGCCACUCAAGCGUACGUCCUCACGAAUUAUAUGCAGCUCUGGCCUGGUCCAGUGGAUCAAGUGAGAGAAAAUGCAGGUAGCAAUUCGAUUCAGGGGAGUAGAUUGUUGCCGGCUAGCGUAUUUGAAGAAGGCAAUGUGGACGCCUUUGUGGACUUGGUUGUCCAAACACCAUACUUUCCUCACUUUAAUUUUGUUGCGGGAGGAAAGGUACAACAACCUGCUCCGGACUCGGCUGCUGUCCACCCAUCUUGGCGCAAGGCUAUCAUACAUUUCCUGUGGUCUGCUGGAUGGGAGACUGAUACGCCCUUUGAAAUUAGGCAACAGAUCAGAAAAGCACUUACGCAAGAGACUCAAAAGCUGGGCGCGCUUGCUCCCGAGGCCGGGGCAUAUGUCAAUGAGUACGUCUCGAUUCUUCUUAAUAACGCAACAAAUACCGAUAUUCUUUGUAGAGCUGAUAUUAAUGAACCCAACUGGAAGGAGACAUUUUGGGGCAGUAACUAUCCCCGACUCGCCGCCAUCAAGAAGACUUUACUUGCUACCACUGUCAUCUGUGCCAUAUCUUUGGCCAACAAUAACGGCAACACUCGAGCGUGCAUUUAUCCUCAACCGUGUUGGCCGCCUGGUUCCGAAUGGAACUCGCUGAACGAAACGCUUCACGGCUCCCUCGUCCGCGUGAGACCUCCUGCCUAUGUUGCGCAAGUCAGGCGCUACAAUGUUGAUAUUGGUCUCAAUAGAGUGCUCUAUCAUCAUAGAUUUCGUCAUGCAAAGUUAAACUCUCUGUUGGGGUUUGUGGACUGA
Acaulospora colombiana is the source of this 1815-nucleotide messenger RNA. Lineage: Eukaryota; Fungi; Glomeromycota; Glomeromycetes; Diversisporales; Acaulosporaceae. The record is from the annotation of a GenBank genome assembly.